AUACGAUUCUUGAGCUUCGUACCGGACGGAACGCCUUGCCCUGCUGAGAUGUAUAUCAACACUUUACGUCUCUCCUUCCUACCAAAGUCAGUCUUGACUCUACUCUUCCUUGAAUCUCUUCCUUCCCUACCUUGUGCCCUUCUCACCUUUCUCACCCUUCUACCUGUUUUUACUAUUUUACCUUCUCUCUCUCUUCAAAUUCUCACUAUCCUCUCCUUCCACCUCACCUUCUCUCACAUCUAUUUCGUUCUCCAUUCCUCCACAAGGUCCAAAGUAUGUUCCGUUGUGCCUCAGAUUUGCUCACUGUCUAGGAAGGUUUUUUGACCAAGAGGCUAGCUUUCAUGAGAAAGAUUUUGUUCGAAAUUGAUCAAUUUUGAAGAGAAUCUACGGUCGGAUUGGGAGUCCAAUUCGACCGGGAGUAAGGGCAGAGCAUGAGCCACCUCGAGAGCCCUCAA
Molecule: messenger RNA, 455 nt
Organism: Colletotrichum godetiae
Lineage: Eukaryota; Fungi; Ascomycota; Sordariomycetes; Glomerellales; Glomerellaceae
Exons: 1
Coding region: 49-324 (91 amino acids)
Source: RefSeq, a predicted model, not a curated record